AUGCAGUUCAAGAACGUUUUCAUCUUUGCCUUGCCUUUGCCUGCGCCGGAGCCCAAGCCCAACACCCCGGCACCCAAGCCAACCGACCCGGCCCCCAAGCCCAGCUCUCCUCCGAAGCCGACAUCUGCCGCGCCCAAGCCGACCGGGGCCGCCGCCACCUCUCCCGGGGGCGCCAAGCCAACGGCUCCCCCUCGCGCAGGCGGCGGCGGGAUGGUUCCCGCCACAGACCCCAAGCCGUUUGGCACUGGAUCCAUCAAGGCCACCAUCCAGGCCGCCGUGCUGGACCAGGUCUCGGCUCAAGUGUCCAACGGGCUGGCGCAGGCCGUGAAGCUGGUGACGGACGUUGCCGACUGGACCAGGGCCCGCGAGCAGUUCACCAAGACGACGGUCAACGCCAUGUGGGAGAGCAACACGGACAAGGCCGCCUACAAGGGCGCCGUCUGCUACAACGCGGCCUUCAAGCUCGACAGGCCCGAGCUCAUCGCCGGCCAGACGAGCGUCGACCUGGUCAAGGGCGCGCUCAAGACCAACUACAACUGCUUCUACAUGAUGCCUGGAAACGUCUUCCGUGCCCAGGGCGACGGCGGCUUCAUCAACCUGGCCACCGCCGGCAACUGCAAGUUCACCGACAAGGUCCUCACCUGCUAG
Pyricularia oryzae 70-15 is the source of this 648-nucleotide messenger RNA. RefSeq lists its product as uncharacterized. NCBI's taxonomy places the organism in Eukaryota, Fungi, Ascomycota, Sordariomycetes, Magnaporthales, Pyriculariaceae. The transcript has 2 exons. The record is from RefSeq and is a predicted model, not a curated record. The coding region runs from base 1 to 648 and encodes 215 amino acids.